Molecule: messenger RNA, 2141 nt
Organism: Hydractinia symbiolongicarpus
Lineage: Eukaryota; Metazoa; Cnidaria; Hydrozoa; Anthoathecata; Hydractiniidae
Product: microspherule protein 1-like
Exons: 13
Coding region: 158-1672 (504 amino acids)
Biological process (GO): positive regulation of transcription by RNA polymerase II
Cellular component (GO): Ino80 complex; MLL1 complex; NSL complex
Molecular function (GO): protein binding; G-quadruplex RNA binding
Source: RefSeq, a predicted model, not a curated record
UAUUUAAUAUCAACAAAGCAGUUGUAAUACCUGCAGAUAAUGUUGCAUUACUCUCUUUCUUGGAAACUAGGAAUAUUACAAUAUGUGAAAAUACUGGUGGAGAUAAGUGUGACAUGUCGAUAUUGGAGCUUAACUUUGCAUAAUAGAUACAUGGGUGAUGGUAGAAGUAGGUGAAUAUCAGCCAACUGUUCCUGAACUGAAUGAGGCUGGCGAAGUGGAGAAGGAAAUCAGUACAAAGGACGCUAAUAUAACCAUGGCAGAAAGUGAUAGCAAUCCUGCAAAAAAUCAAUCAUCAAAGUUAUCUUCUCCGUUGCAAAGAUCACAGAAUCAACCAAGUGUUGUAAAACCUGAUGUAGGUCUUAGCAAAACACCAGCAAUAGGCACUGUCCAACAAGGACCAAGACGUAGCUCAUCUCGAUCCAUCAAGAGGCCAAAGUUUGAUGAUGAAUUAGUUGAUGCCAGUGCAUUUAAACGAACCUCCUCUAGAAAGACAUCUGAAUCGAGUCCAUCUGAACCAAAAAUUAGAAAGGUUUUGUCAAAGCAACCUUCACACACAUCAGUUACUUCUCUUCAACCUAAAAAGAAGAUUAAAAAAAUUAAGCCUAGUCCUGUUCCAACAGAUUUUGGCAGGUGGCGACCUACAGACGAUCUAAGCUUAAUAAAUGCUGUCCUACAGGUCUGUGACUUGCAAACAGUGCAUCUUGCAGUCAGGUUUUCUUGUAACUUUACACAAAAAGAAAUUCAAGAUCGAUGGUUUGCACUAUUGUACGAUCCGAUGGUGUCCAGACUUGCACAACAGUCAAUGAAAGCACUUCCUUCUGAUGUUAUUAACCAGAUCAUGAAAAAUGCUCUUUGGUCACGUGAUGAGGAUUGUAUUUUGGCAGAUAUAAACAUUGAAAACAAUCCCACGAUACAAGAUUUCCAGAAAGUCUUAGAAGACAACAUUGAUGUGUUUCAUCGAACGCGUGACGCGAAACAUCUUUACAACCACUGGCUGUUGUUGCGUCAUUACCACUUAUUAUCAUGUCAAUCAGCAAAAAGUAUUUCGAGCAACGUACAAACGAAGGUAGCUGAGAUGGAGAUGAAAAUUAAUGACGAUCAGAUAAUAGGCCCCGAAGACGAUGCACUAAAACAAGAAAUGUCGUUUACUGAUCGAUGUCAUAAGAGAGAAAUAAGGAGAUUGGAGAAAGAGAUUUCACAGUGGGAAAUUUUAAUUGAAAAGUCUGGGUUAGUAGAAGGUUUAGAAGUGUCUGAUUUUCAUGAUGAAACACUUGCAGUGUUAAAAGGCCGAAUACUGAAGUAUCAGAUCAACAAAAAAAAGGUGGUUGUUGGGAGAAAAUCAUUUGAUGUAGAUGUUGAUAUAGAUUUAUCCAUUGAAGGUCCUUCUUUGAAAAUAUCACGACACCAGGGUGUGAUCACAUACGAGAAGAACGGUUUUACUUUGUUAAAUUGCGGUCGGCGACCAUUUUAUGUGAAUGGAACGCCUCUUGCGACAGGCAGUACAACACGCCUGAUAAACAACAGCGUCAUUGAGAUUUAUUGUAUCAAACUGUUGUUCAAUAUCAAUCCUAACUUGUCAUCUGAAGAUCAAAAAACAGACAUUGAGAAAAGCCUCCCACCGACUGUUGUCACAGCAGGUUCACCAAAGAUGUCUGACGUGAAAAUAGAAUAAAGCACGUCAGAUUUCAGAACAUCGUUUUGACUCGAUGUGCAGCGACAAUCUGCUUUUUUGCAGUACAAUGAAGUGUCUAGAUAUCAUUACACUGAAGACCAAGAGUGGCGUUAAACGAGUAAGACAAAAAGGUUUCUGAUGGAAUGAAUUUACCACAACUGGAGACCUUGUCGAAAGUUGACGAUAGCUAGUUAUAGAUGUUAACUCGAUGUCUCUACUUUUUAUCCAUCCAUGGAUUAAAGUGUGUGUCUGUCACGUUGAUAAUGGAACUAUUGAUAUAGAAGUGUUUAACUGAAACGGUUUAAUAAAGAUUGAUGAAGUGGAAUUUCAGUUAAUGUACAACUUAUUAUUAUUUAUCAAUUCAUGUGUCACAAACAGUUAAUUGAUCUUCCAAGAUUGGAGUAUUGGUUUCGAACGCUGAUAAAAUUAUGUAUAAUUUUGUAUUGACUAGAAAAUCAAAAUCUCCUUA